AUUAAUCGUCAACAUGGCUCAGGACAUGCCUCUAUUUGUGCAACAGUUGUGCUUUCUCUUCUUCAUCUUCUGCCCAUUUCCUCCUCUCUACAAUUCAUACUACUCUGCGCGUGCGUAAGUCCAGCAGACAUCAACUCCAAGUUCGCCGACUUGAACCCGUAACACAGCGUUCAAGAAUCCAUAUAUACCAUUUCUAAGCAUCCGCAACCAUGAAGCACCUUCAACUCACCCCCGGGUCCGGAGUCAAGCCCUUAAAAGACAGCCGAUCCGUCCCCGCCGCCCUCCCAGAAGCCCAAGGAACAAGAAUCCACCCAGCAAACGCGCCAGACGCCUCAACAAACGCCUCCCUCUUCUUCGUCGGCACCGCAACCACGAUCCUAGAAUGGGAAGGCCUGCGCAUUCUCACUGACCCCAACUUUCUCCACGCAGGCGAUCACGUGCACCUCGGCCCCGGCGUCAGCGCAACCCGGCGCACCAAUCCCGCCAUCGACAUCGAAGAGCUGCCGCACAUCGAUGCCAUACUGCUUUCACAUUAUCAUGAAGACCACUUCGACCGGCUCGUCGAAGACAAGCUGUCCCGUGAUAUUCCGAUCAUCACCACGCCCCACGCCCACAGCUGUCUCACGAACAAAGGCGCGGACUCGUUUACCAAUGUGCACGCGCUCAACUUCUGGGACAGCCUAAUUGUCGACGUGCACCCCAAGACUGGCACGAUAAGUACAACACCAAGUCUGAAAAUAACCGGCAUGCCGGGAAAACACGUUCCCCCGGGUCCUCUCAACGCGGCCAACGAGAUCCUCGGCGCCGUACCCCCGACAAACGGAUGGAUGAUCGAGCUCGGCUAUUCAUCUCCACCGUCAUCAAGCGCGGAUGAUUUCGCAAGCGGGUACAUGGUGUACAUCACCGGGGACACCCUUCUCGUCGACGAGCUCAAGGAAAUACCACAGCGCUAUGAAGGGAUGGAUAUCGAUCUCAUGCUCGUUCAUUUGGGCGGGACUACGAUUCCGGGACCCAGUAUGCCGUUGUUGAUGGUUACUAUGGAUGCGAAGCAGGGCGUCGAGUUGAUGCACCUCAUUAACCCGGAUGUGACGAUUCCGAUUCAUUAUGAUGAUUAUGAUCUUUUCAUGAGCCCGCUGGAUGACUUCAAGAAGGAGGUUGAGAAGGCGGGGUUGGGUGCGAAGGUGGUGUAUUUGGACCGGAAGGAUCAAUAUAAGUUUUUGGUUAAGCAGGAGGGGGAGAAGAAGGGGAUUAAGGAUUUGCCAAGUGUAGGCUGAGAAGAUAGCUGGAAAUGAACACAGUCUUUGACGGCGCAAAAGUACUCUGGCGUACAGAAUAUGCGCAACUCUCC
Messenger RNA from Bipolaris maydis ATCC 48331, 1348 nucleotides. RefSeq names its product beta-lactamase-like protein. The record is from RefSeq and is a predicted model, not a curated record. NCBI's taxonomy places the organism in Eukaryota, Fungi, Ascomycota, Dothideomycetes, Pleosporales, Pleosporaceae.